AUGAUUAUAUUGGACUAAGAUAAAGAAAAAAUAUUAGAUUAAAUAGCUUUAAAUCCUAUUGAAAUUCAUAAUUCUCCAACUAGUAGUGUUUGGGAUAAAGCAUUAAAAAUUGAUAGAUUAGAUGAAUAAUUAGGAAAAUAAAAAACUGAAGAAUCUUUAAGCAUCAAAUGUUAACAAAUUAGAUCAAAAAGAGGAAGUAUAAAAAAUGAAAAUACACCUUAUUGGAAAUUGAGAGAUUUAGAAUUAAAGAAGAAAAAUAAAUGA
Molecule: messenger RNA, 264 nt
Organism: Paramecium primaurelia
Lineage: Eukaryota; Ciliophora; Oligohymenophorea; Peniculida; Parameciidae
Source: the annotation of a GenBank genome assembly